Saccharomyces cerevisiae S288C is the source of this 4464-nucleotide messenger RNA. RefSeq names its product Mds3p (gene MDS3). NCBI's taxonomy places the organism in Eukaryota, Fungi, Ascomycota, Saccharomycetes, Saccharomycetales, Saccharomycetaceae. Gene Ontology annotation, cellular component: cytoplasm. The transcript has a single exon. The record is from RefSeq and is marked reviewed. Bases 1 to 4464 code for a protein of 1487 amino acids.
AUGCCUUUAUUACAACCAUCCACUUGCUUCUGCUACCCUUUGAAGCUUCCGCCAUUACCACUGACUUCCGAUUCCAACGAGUUUGAUGAAUGCGCCAGGAAAAGGUUAACGCUGGACUAUAGAACAGGUUCAGCGGUGACGCUAACAAGGUCUAAUAUAUUUGUACAUGGUGGUCUAACCAUCCCGUUGAACCUGCCAGUUGUAAAUUCUAUGCAAUUACAAAAGGAGCUUAUUCUCUUUUUUGCAAAGGAAAAAAACAACGGUAGUUCUUUUAGGAAUUUAAACGAGUGGAUAAGUAAGGAGACGUUUUUCUUAGACUUGAUGUCUAGAACCUGGUACAGAGUCAAGACCUCCUUUGACCAAAGGACAGAGGAAUUAUUAAAGGCAGAGAGUUCUAGCGCCAAAGCAGAUAAUGACACAAACGAGAUUAGAACGGACAUUAAGAAAGGUAAAUCCCUUGAAUCUCCGCUCAAGGAGAGGCUAUUCCAUUCCUUAUGUUAUUUAGAUGGCUGUUUAUAUAUAUUUGGUGGUCUCACAGUGUCUCCUCAGAGCGGAUAUGAGUUGAUUGCUACCAAUGAGUUGUGGAAACUGGAUUUAAACACGAAGAAGUGGUCGCUUUUGAGUGAUGACCCUCAAAUAGCGAGAAGGUUCAACCAUACCAUGCAUGUAAAGAACGAAAAUAACGAUAAUAGAGACACGAAAUUAAUAAUUGUCGGAGGUCUUAAUAACAUGGAUCAGCCGGUCAAGAAAAUAGACAUCUAUAACAUCUCACAGAAUUGCUGGCAAUCCGAAACCAUACCCAAACAACCGAUGGAAAUCACUACAAAUGUCAAUGGCAUACCAUUAGCAUUAUCAAAGGAUCAGAAUUUUUCGAUUUUAGUUGAAAAUAAUGAGGCCAACGUUCCAGCGCUGGCAUUCUAUAUGAGAAGUGAUCAAAUAGACGAAUAUCUCGGAAAGGAUUCAUCAAAGAUAAAGGAGAAUUCGCCUAUAGUGGCGUUGCCGCUAUUGUCUGAAUCGCAAGGUAUUAGAAUGCCCUCAAACCCGGCAUUACCGAAAAAACUAUUGAAUGUUCCGUAUGAGCUAUUAGCACCGACAGGUGACUAUUUUGGAUUCAAUAUCAUAAUCGGUGGGUUUCAUCCAAAUUACCAAUCCUCUAACUUUCAUUGUUUUAUAUACGAUAUUAACUCCGGAAAGUGGUCACGAGUCGCUACCGCCUGCCCUGACUGCGAUAUCAAUAAACAUCGAUUCUGGAGGGUAUUUGUUUGGAAAUCGCAUCAUCAGACGAUUUUGUUGGGUACCAAGACUGAUGAUUAUUAUUCACCCAGUGUACAAAGAUUCGACCAUCUUUCCACUUUUGGAUUACCGCUGGUAAAUAUUUUUAACAAGACGAUCCAAUUACCCCAUCACAAGAUCUCAGCUUCGUCUUUACCAAUACCCAUAGAAAAUUUUGCGAAGCAUAAGGAUACUCCAUUAAAAAAGGUGAGCUUCACUUCAUCAGCUACCUCCCAAUUUGAAAACUACAUUAGAUAUAUAGCUCCGCCCUUGGAAAUGUCUUCUAUCCAAUCUGUGUUUCCACCGUAUGCCAUGGUUCUAGGUAAAGACGCUUUAGAGAUUUACGGGAAGCCUCUUUCUGAUUUUGAAUUUAUUACUAGUGAAGGUGACUCCAUUGGUAUACCAUGCUAUUUGCUGAGGAAAAGAUGGGGCCGUUAUUUCGACAUGCUUUUAUCCCAGAGUUAUACAAAAGUUUGUGCUGAUUAUGAAACUACUGAUACGCAAUCUACACUAAUAAAAUUUUCACCACAUUCAUCUAGAAACAGUUCUAAAGCUGUGAGGCAAGAAGGUAGACUCUCUUCAUCGGGUUCACUGGACAAUUAUUUCGAAAAAAACUUCCCAAUCUUUGCGAGAACAAGUGUUUCCGAGGCCCAGAACACACAACCUCAGGUAGCGAAUGCUGAUGCGAAAGCUCCAAAUACACCUAGUACGUCAGAUGAACCAAGCUCUUCCUCCUCUUCCGAUUUAUACUCCACUCCUCAUUACCAACGUAAUAAUGAUGAAGAGGAUGACGAGGACCCGGUUUCCCCGAAGCCUGUAUCAAAAUCAAACAGUAUCUAUAGACCCAUUAGAAAGACAGAAAGUUCAUCAACAACGAGUUCUUCAAACGGUAUGAUUUUCAGAGUACCUUUCAAGGAAAAAGCGGCUGUAACGUCAAACACUGAAGCCCUCUUGGAGUCAAACCUUUCACUUCAAGAAUUGAGCCGAAGAAGAUCAUCACUUAUGAGCAUCCCGUCUGGUGAACUUCUAAGGUCCUCUAUAUCUGAAGCGGAACAUCAACGUCGUGCAUCUCAUCCACUCACUUCAUCACCGCUCUUUGAAGAUAGUGGAACCCCUUGCGGCAAACAACUGCAACAACUGCAACAACAUACUAUACAAAAUCCUCAUAACCAUUUGUCGCCCCGGAGGUUUUCAAGAAGUGCAAGAAGUUCAAUUUCCUACGUGAGUUCUUCUUCCGAUAGACGUGGAAAUUCAAUUUCUAGCAGGAGCACAAGCGAUAGCUUUGGAACUCCACCAGUUUUGGGCGUUUUGAAUGUACCAUUACCUCCUCAAACAAGAGAACCUAAUGAACCACCUCCACCAUGUCCUGCAAUGAGUACCGGCUCAAAUACAAGGCGAAGCAACACCUUAACGGAUUAUAUGCAUUCUAACAAGGCUAGCCCGUUUUCUUCUCGUAGAUCGUCGCAUAUCGGUAGACGUUCUAGUACACCGGAAACGGAAAACGCAUUCUCUGCAACACCAAGAGCAUCCUUAGAUGGUCAAAUGUUAGGAAAAUCUUUGAAGGAAGGUUCUACAUCACAGUACACACAGCCAAGGAUGAACUCUUUCCCAAAGGCUAAUGAAACCAUACAAACACCCACAUCAUCAAACAAUGAAUGGAGCCGUCAAUCCGUUACUUCAAAUACAGAUAGUUUUGACAGUUUGCAAUCUAAUUUUGCGUUAGAGUUGGAACCACUUUUAACACCGAGGUCACUUUAUAUGCCUUGGCCAACCUCCACAGUUCGAGCAUUUGCGGAAUUUUUUUACACUGGGCAAGUAAACAGUAAAUGGCUUUUGGCACCAGUUGCUCUUGAUUUAUUAGUAAUGGCCAAGAUUUAUGAAAUACCAUUACUGUAUAAAUUGAUCCUUGAAGUUUUAUAUUCGAUUCUGGCUAAAAAAGAAGAAAGUUUAUCCUUAAUAUGUACUUCGUUAAUGGAGACCUUUCGCACCAAAACUCUGAACUCCUAUAAAGGUGAUGAAGAAAAAACAAAUACUUAUUUGACUUCAAACGAUAACUAUCAGGAACUGUUGAAAUUAAAAGUGUCGCUGGAGAAUAUCGACAAUGGGUAUUAUGACCCAGAUUUGUUACGCAAACAGUCAAGAGCACAGUCUUCAAGCACACAAGAAAGCAGUGGUAGUGCAAACGGCGAAAAAACUGCAACUGGCGCUGGCUCUCUGGAGACUUCUUCAACCAAUGUCCCUACAGUAUUUGCUGGCGGUCCCAGAGAUAGCCACAAUUCAGUAGGCUCCAUUGGUUUUCCAAACAGUAUGAAUAUACAAGGCUCAAGAAGAUCGACAUCAGGAUUUUCUCCACGCGUUAAGAUGAAAUCGAGCUUAAGCAAGGAAAUAGAUCCCAAAACUUUUUAUGAAGAGUACGAACCAAAAGAGGGCAAAAGUUUUGAUGAUAACGAUGAUCAACAAACCAACAUCGGAAGUUUUAACCUUCAUUUGUUUGAUAUGAAUUAUGGUUCCAUCAGCAGCAGUAGCACUAACAGCAUUAGUAGCAGUGAUUUAGAAGAGAAAGAAGAACAAGAGCAACUUCAAGAUUUAUUGGAAAUAGAAAGAGAAGAUUCUGCUGAGAUCUUAGACGCAAGAUUCAGAAACAAAGAAGAUGAUAAAGUGACGAAGGAUAUAUCAAAUGACAAGAAACGCAAUUACUUACCGCAUGAAAAAAAUAACUUGAAAGCCAAGGAAGGUAAGGAAACUAGAGACGUAAGGGAGGAGGAGGAAGAAUUCGAUUUUGGUUUGGGAAUGCUUUCGCUCAAUAAAAUAAAAAGAGAAGCCAAGCAUGUCGAUAAGGUGGACGAUUCUGUAGACCCUUUAUUUAAAUCAUCUGCUUUCCCUCAAAGUCCCAUUCGAGCAUACGGGUCUACCACAAGAACUAGUUCGGCUUCUGGAAAGCCAUUCAGGGACAAUCGUUCAUUUAAUGCAUUUUCUGUUUUGACAUUAGAAAAUAUGGCGUCUGCAAAUGCCCUACCUCCCGUUGAUUAUGUCAUAAAAUCAAUAUACAGAACCACUGUGUUAGUGAACGAUAUCAGACUAAUGGUUCGUUGCAUGGAUUGCAUUGAAUUAUCUAAAAAUUUACGAGCGCUCAAGAAAAAAACUAUGGAAGAUAUUUCGAAAUUGAAAGGCAUCUCUAAACCGUCACCAUAG